CGCACGCAGGUGAUCGAUCUCGAUAGCUAACCACUUAGUUAGAAGGUCAUAUAACGGAGGUGAUUGGCUUCACAAGGAAGGAAGGUUCCAGAGUACUGCUCUGCUAGCGACUCCCUUCGCCGCGAUGCCUUGGCGCCUGGCUAGACCCGUUGAGGGCGAGGUGGUGGGGGAGGCGCGGAGCGUGCAGUGCGAGUGCUGCGGGAUCGCGGAGGAGUGCACGCCCACCUACAUCGGCCGCGUCCGGGCGCACUUCCACGGCAAGUGGGUGUGCGGGCUGUGCGCCGAGGCCGUCAAGGAGCGCCAGCAGCGGGACCCCGACCUCGCCAUGGCCGCCGCCGUCGACGCCACGGCCGCGCUCUGCCAGCGCUUCAACUCCACCGUCCGCCUCAACCCCAAGCUGUCCCUCGCCAGCUCCAUGCGCGACAUCGCCCGCAAGAGCUGCCAGCACCGCGGCGCCACCGGAUCAGCAGGCACAUGCACCGCCGCCGGCGGGAUCAGUUCCUCCGACGCCGCCUGCUGCGGCGCCGGCCGCGCCACCAGCUGCGCCCUGCGCUACGUCUGACGAUCAGCAAACAGGUCCCCAAUUCUAACUACAGAAUACAGAUCGAUCGACCAAUACAUGCAUGCAUGCAAGCAUGCCUCGCCUGCAGUGUUAAUUUGAUCUUGCAUGUCUUUGUGAUUUCAGAUGAUAGUACUUAUUAUUAACGUGAUUUACGCAUGAUAUGUUAUCCAUGCACCGUAUGCACAUGUGCAUGCUGGCAGUGAGAUGUAACUGAAUUAAUGUACGUGUGGCCCGGGUCUACCGGAUACAAAUAAUAAUA
Molecule: messenger RNA, 821 nt
Organism: Triticum dicoccoides
Lineage: Eukaryota; Viridiplantae; Streptophyta; Magnoliopsida; Poales; Poaceae
Exons: 2
Coding region: 125-562 (145 amino acids)
Source: RefSeq, a predicted model, not a curated record